Messenger RNA from Harpia harpyja (harpy eagle), 6816 nucleotides. It is a transcript of the gene TDRD7, whose product is annotated as tudor domain containing 7. The record is from RefSeq and is a predicted model, not a curated record. Lineage: Eukaryota; Metazoa; Chordata; Aves; Accipitriformes; Accipitridae. Gene Ontology annotation, biological process: lens fiber cell differentiation; spermatogenesis; lens morphogenesis in camera-type eye. Bases 3269 to 6556 code for a protein of 1095 amino acids. The transcript is spliced from 17 exons.
CGGCAGCAGCGGCGGCGGCGGCAGGGGAAAAGGCUUCGGCUGGUGUCUGAAAGCCCCUGGGUUGAGGUGGUGGUAAGGAAACAGCGGAGCCCCGCUGGGCUUAAGCCCUCCCGGGCUGGGCGGAGAGGCAGUGCGGAGGGCCAGGCUCUGCCUGUCGGUGGGAGGCUGCUUCUCCUUAGUGGCUCCCUUGUGACAGAGAAAGUGUCCUGACUUGGGCGGGUUAGCGACCACUUUGUGCCUUCGGAGCAGACUUGUGUUCCACGGGGUUGUGUGUGUAGUCUUUUAAAAGUAUGGUUGUUCGGGAGUUCAUCUUUCACAGCAGGAAAACUGUCCUCGCUUCCUUUUUUUGUUAGCCAGAGUAAUAACCUGCAGCACCGAGACUGUUUUGGAGGCAGGUCAUCUUUUUUAAGCAUACUGAAAAAAGUUUCGGUUCAGAUGCCGGAGAAGACUGGUUUGAACAAUGUGCCCUGACUUACUGAUAGAGGCUUGUCGGGCUGCGUUUCCAAUGACGUGUCCUCUCGUCUGGAGGCAGCGAGCCGCUGGGAGAAUGUCAUAACUGUUGAAUGAUCUAACUUUACAGCACCUGACCACAAAAAGAGUUUUAAAAAAGCUUGAGAAGCCACUCCGAGCUAUGUAGCUUUCUGCUAGUGUAUCAGUGUGUUACUUAUUGUCACCAUUACUGCAUUGCAAGUCUUCUGCAUUAUUGCUAGCUGUAAGAAUGGGAACAUCGUUCAGGUGUAAGUUGAAGACUACAUUCAGUUUAACCUUUGCACCCUAGAAUCUUUCAUCUCGUUUAACUGAGUUGUCCUCAUCACUGCUUCUCAUAAUAUAAUUUAGGAGGGUAUAUUUUAUAGUAUCCUAUUUGCUAUUUCUGAUCUAACUCAGUUCUUUAGUAUUGGUGUGCUACAGAGCUAUCUGAUGGUGGCUUGAUGUUGUCCCCCCACGUUCCUGCCCCCAUUCUCUUUUUAUUGAAGUUUCCUCUUUUGAAUCAACUUUUGCAACUUCCCGGGUUAUUUUAAGUUUUCUUCAUUGUCAUUUCUUGCCUAGCUGUAAUGGAUAUUGAGUUAUUUUUUCCUAAGCAGUAAGUUAAAUUCAGGUAGUUCAGGUAAGAGGACUUUCAGGAGCCAUAUUAACAAAAUAAGAAUUUGAGUAUAUUAUUUAAAAGAAAGAGUAGAGAAAAAAGCCCCCAAAAUGCUUCUCAUUGACUUUUCCAUGUCUCUUGUACGUAUGUGACUUGGAACACAAUUGCAGACAAAACAGCAUUUUUUUGUGUACUUCUCAAUGUUGGGGUUUUUGAUAUAAUUGAAACUUGAAACCACUUAUGCAUUUGUCCAGCACAUGGUGUCCCUAUGACACUGAGUGAGUCCAAAGGAGAUAUGAACUUCCUGGAUCUUUUACUUCUGGCAGGUGACCACCACCUCCUUUCACUCUUUGGGGUGCAUCCUGUGAAGCUCCGUUGACCUGCUGCUAAGGUUCUAAAAGGAUGAGGAAGGAUCCAAAUGCCCAGCAUAGGUUCUGCCCAUUGCUGCCUGGAGGUGUGCAAGUACAUGUGUUCAACAUGUGCUCCUCCUUCUGGGUGCAGUAACACCCAGAAGUAGUUGAGCAGCGGGUGCUGUGAAGGUAGUUGUGAAGGUAGCUGUGGUAGAGGUUGUUCAAGGAUCAGUCAGCAAAACAUAGGGGACCGGAAAGGGCAGGAAUGGCAGGCGGUAAGGAGCUGGAGUACCUUUGUGCCUGUGAGUUGGAUUGCAUACAGGCAUGGUCUUCACUGAACACCAUGAGGGCUUCCAGCCUAUCGGAGAGACAGUGGGGGAGCUGAUUUCAGUGAUAGCCUGCCCCCCACCCUGCCCCAAGACACAAAUGAAGUUUGUUGUAGGACUAGUUAUGCUGAAAUUUCUGUGAUUGUUCCUGCCAAAGCAUUUUGUGUAGCAGCCUGGUCAACGGUGCAUGUGUAAACACAUGUAGAUGCAGUGCUGUCUGUAUAGGUGUGGGUACGUGGGUGUACCUGUGUGUAAAUAAAUGUGUACACACAGAGAGUCACAGUCAGGUUAGUAAAGUGCUGUGUGUGCCUAAAGUAAAACUGUUCAAGGAACGGUGAAGAACAGGACUUGAUGCGUUGCCUCCUUGCCUGGCACUCGAGUUGGGCUGUCAUGAACUUGGGUGCAGGAAGGUAGAGACAGUGUUAGUGUCCGUGCGCAGACUGAAGCGUGUGGCACAGCGUCUGAAAUGUGCUAAGGGUUGGGAUUUCUCUUGCUUUUGGACUUGGUGUGUUGCCCCGGGUGAUUUCCCCUAAAAAAGGGAAAUGGUGCAGGGAAAGGGGCUGCUUCUGCAGAGAGCAGCACAGGCUAACUUCAUGUGGUGUCCUGCAUAGCGGUACUGUGGUUGGAGGCAGCUGCCUGGUGCUGCUGCCAUUUGGAGAGAGCACUGUGCAGGGACAUGAGCGGCGGUUGCUCACCUUCGUGUGCUUGGAGGUGAGGGACUCGAUCCCCUGUUGUGCCUUGAGCUAGAGAGGCUUGAGGAGAGCAAGGUCACCUUCUCCUGAACCAGUACUGACUCUGCUCGUGUUGCACGUGAGUUGCUAGGGGGGUGGAAUGAGGUGUUUUGUGCACACGAGUGUGCUCAGCGUUAGGACACGACCCUGCGUGCAGCACACGUUUUGAGAGCAGGGUUGGUCCUGGGCUGUGUGAGAGCUCCGUCCAGCUUCGGUCCACAAUCGUGGCGGGGAGGUUUCUCUGGCGAGACAGCCCCUGCGGUGAGUGAGCGUCUGGGAGAAGAACGCCUGUCCCCGAGUGCAGAGCCUGCCUGGCAGCACUUGUGCCUGGAGCUCCCCAGGCUUUCAUGAGUGUAGCCGGUGGCCCUGGAGAAGCCCUGAGUGUGCACAGGCCUGUGAGCUGAGGGGGCUGGGAGGGCUUUAGGUAGCUCUGGCGCCUGCUUUGAAACCGCCUCCUGCGCUGCCCAGCCUUCCCGGGCAGGAGCCCUUGCUGGCAGGUAAGUCUUCUUCUGAAGCGUCCUGCCAGCACUGUAGCAGCCUGUGGCACCAGGGAAGGUGCUGGCAGUGACGAAGCUGCAGACUGCUCAUACCUUCACCAGCACCGCAGUGGCGGGCACAUGUUUCUCUGGACUGGGCGGUGUUGGCACUGGCUCUGUGGCUCUCCUGCUCUGUGCAGCCCCCGGCUUGCAGGGAGCGGGUUUCACUUCUGUUGGGUUUUCUCUCUGAAGAGGCGUCUGUGGAGUUGAGGCGUCAUGCGCCUGUGGGUGGGUAUAGGUGAAGAUGCAGGAGCCUGAACUUAUUGCAAAAACACUGCGAGCUGUUCUUCAUCCCUUUAAAAAUGGCAUACCUUUGUCAGAGCUUCAGGGUGAAUACAAAUCCCUGACCGGUGAGUGGAUUCCCUUCAGGCACCUAGGACAUGGCACACUGGAAGGCUACUUGGAGAGCAUCCCAGGAGUGGUCAGAAUGGAAGGAAACAAAAUAGGAGAGGUCGUUUGCCAUGCUGUUGCUUGCAGCGAGACUGUGCCAAUUGCUCAACUGGUGGCCCGGCAGAGGAGUUCCAAGAGGAAAAUGGGACGUCAAGUGAACUGCCAGAUGAGGCUGAAGAACACGUCUCCAGUCACGUUAGCAGGAAAGCCCAAAGGAACUUUGCGGCAGCCCAGGUCUUUGAGCAUGCCAGAAGAAGGCAGCAAGAGGCCUGUUCCUCGCCCGCCACGAGGCAGAGGAGUGGCGUGUGGAGUGGUGAAACCCAGUAUGGAGAGUGCCCGGCCUGCCUUGCCUCCAGCCACUGGGAGUGGACCACCUAAAGAAAUUCCCAUGCAGAGGCACGUCACAGUGGUAAACAGGUCUGAGAAGAGACUAACUGUUCCACCACGGUUUCAAAAGGAGUUGCAAGUUCACCUGUCCAGAAGCUCUUCCAUAGAUUCAAAUGAUAACUUGAAUACAUCCACUGCGGAGACACAUACUGUUGCCUCUGGCCCUUCUGCUGCUCAUGUCAAUGAAGUUCAAAGUCGCAUUAAGGAGAUUCUGAGCAAGUGCAGCAGUGGUGUCUGGGUGUCAAAGAUGCCACAGAUCUACCGGGAAAUGUACUGGGAGGAGCUUAGCACAGCAGUGCUCCGUCAGCUUGAGAACUGGCCUCAUGUGUGCACAGUGGAGAAAGUACACAGGGGUGAUCAGAUGGAUGGGCUUCUUUAUCCUGCUAAGAAAAUACCACCGAUAGCAAAAAGUGAUACAGACCAAGAAAAGGCAUCUGAAAAUGUUACUUCUUCAAAAGUAGACCCUUUGUUAAAACCAAAUGUAGACACCAGACCUGGAUUGCUUAGUAGUGAUUUCAAGCAGAAAGUUGUCAACAUCUUGCUGAAGUACUCUAGUGGUCUUUGGGCUAACGCGCUUCCCAAAUUGUACCAAGACACUUACCAAGUAAAAUUUCCAGAAGACAUUCUAAAUAAUCUAGAGUUGCUCUCAGAUGUAUGUGUAGUAGACUAUGUAUCUGAAGUCCCGAGAAAGGCCAUCCUCUAUGCUAAACCCCAAAGACGCAUUGAUGAAAAUCUGAAUGUCACUGAGAAAGUCCAGAGGCAUGAUGGUGUGAAGGCCACGGCUGAACAACAAUGUGAAGAAUCCAAGGACCAGUAUUCAGAGAACUUAACUGUUCCUCCUCUAAUCAUUCCGUCGGAAGGAUCUGUGUCCGUCAUGGUGUUAGAACUGAAAAACACUAAUGAGGUCCUAAUUAGGUAUGUGGGCAAAGAUUAUUCUUCCGCCCAGGAACAAAUGGAAGAUGAUAUGAAAGCAUACUAUAGUCAGAAUAGUACAGUGUCACUAGCUCAGUCUCUGAGUGUUGGGCAACUUGUUGCAGUACACGCUGAAGAAGACGCCUGGUUGCGCGCUCGGAUAAUUUCUCUAGAAGACAACAGAAUAAAGGUAUGCUAUGUUGAUCAUGGCUUCAGUGAGUUUGUUGAAAGCAACAGUGUGUACAAACUACAGAAACAGUUCAAUUCGCUUCCAUUUCAAGCUGCAAAAUGUAAACUGGCAGGACUGGAAGUCUUCUGUGAUGAUCCUGUCCUAGUAAAGACUGUGGAAUCGCAGACAUGCUCCAAGAUAUUUGCUGUGGAAAUACUGGAAAAGAGUGAUAUUCCUCUUCUUAUUCUCUAUGACACUUCUGGAGAAGACGAUAUCAACAUCAAUGCUACUUGUCUGAAGGCUUUGUAUGACAAGUCCCUUGCACUGCACCUACAGGUAGAUGCACUAUAUACAAAUGUCAGAGUAACCAGUGUUUUCUCUGAUGGAAGCCUGUAUUGCCAGGUGCCAUCUAAAGGCUUGUCUAGACUUUCCGAAAUCUUGCAGAAACUAGAAGACUACUUCCAUUACAAGCAGACAUCUGACUUAAAUGUAUCGCUACCUUUCUGUGGCAAAAUCUGCUUGUUUCCUUCCAAAGGAAAGUGGGCACGUGUAGAGAUAAGAAUUAUUCACACUAGACGGGCACUUGAUGUGCAGUUCAUGGAUACUGGAACAGUCGCAACUGUAAAAGUAUCAGAGCUUAGAGAAAUCCCACCACAAUUCCUGAGAGAAGUAAUUGCAAUACCUCCUCAGGCUAUAAAAUGCUGCCUAGCAGAUCUGCCUCCUAACACUGGCAUGUGGACUCCAGAUGCUGUGCUGUGGCUGAGAGACACUGUAAUGAAUUGUCCUGAAUUUAGCAUGAAGGUGGUUAAACAGGAUGAUUCAAAGGGAAUUGCACACGUUUACUUGUUUGCUCCAGAGAAUUUCCCAGACAUGGAUCAUAGCGUCAAUCGACAGAUCAAAAACGCAGACUUGUGGAAGCAUCAGAAAGAUGUUUUCUUGAGUGUUUCACCUAGUGGGACUAGCUCGACAAAAGUGACAAGUGAUGCUGUUUCAGCUCAACAGUUAACUAGUGGAAGGCUAGAGAAGAGUGUCUCUGAUUCAGCCAGAGAACCCAGCAGUGCAGUGUCUACCAUUGACAUGCCUCCACCUCUACACUUGUCAAAGACCGGUGAGCUCAUGGAUGUCUAUGUCUCAGUGGCCUGUCAUCCAGGUCACUUUAUUGUCCAGCCUUGGAAAGAGCUACAUAAUCUGGAAGCCCUAAUGGAAGAAAUGAUCUUGUACUACAGCAGGGCAGAAGAGAAACCUGUGAACAUUGAAAAAAACAAGCUGUAUGCAGCUAAAAUUGAAAAUCAGUGGUACAGGGUUAUAAUAAAAGGAAUUCUUAGAAAUGGGUUUUUGUCGGUAUAUGAGCUGGACUAUGGUAAACACGAAUUUGUCAGCAUAGAGAAAGUACAGCCACUCAUGGAUACGUUUAGAAAACUACCUUUCCAAGCUAUUACAGCUCAGCUUGCAGGAGUGAAAAGCCAGCAGUGGUCAGAAGAGGCAUCAAUAGUGUUUCGGAAUCUUGUAGAGAAGAAACCCUUGGUGGCACAGAUACAGGCAGUUCAUGAAAGCACUAACUCUUGGGAUCGAAAAAUAGUGACUUUUCUCGUGGACACAUCUCUUCCAGAUACUGAUAUAUGGAUUCAUGAUUUUGUGUCUCAAAGUCUUGUGGAAUUUUCAAAGGAUGAUUAAUCACCACUUCUGAAAUGUAGCAGCUCAGAUUCUUUAGCAAUAAAAUAAGUAACAGGCUUUGAAGAGAAAUAUAACUACUACAUGGCCUUGAAGACAUGAAGGUGAUAAAAUUGAAAAAUCUGUGUUCUGUGAAAAGGGUUUGUUUAACAAGUUUGGGUUCUGUUGACUUCAGUUGACUUUCUGAAAAUUUGCACUUUGUUUACCAUUGUAAUGCUAGAAUGUUUGGGUGAAAAUAUUAAAAAAGUUAUUUAUCAAUAAAA